AUGGACGACAACUCCGUGCCCACCAUCCACAGAAUGGAUCUAACAGGUAUCCUGAGCAGGCUCGAAGCUGCCACCUCCCGACUGGAGGACAUGGCAUCUUCCUCCGUCGAAAUCCCAGCCAUCAAUGGAGCUCCCACGCCCGCCCCGACCGGCCCUCUUCCUGCGCCGCCUGUUGCAAAAGCGCCCUCGCCAAAGCCCGUCCAGGAAGCUCUCCCCGAAUCGGUUGAGGACUUCGAUGCCUUCAUUGCCGGCACUGUGAAGAAAUACGUCAACCUCAGUGAUGAGUUGGGAGGGCCAGUUGCCGAGCAGGCCUCCAGCGUGCUGCGAGCAUUUGCUGGACAACGAAAGUUCAUCCUCAUUACGACGAAAGCGAAGAAGCCUGAUAUGAGCAGUCCGGUCUUUAUGCAACUAUUGAAACCUCUCCAGGAUUCUAUCACGUCUGUCAGCGAACUUCGAGAUGCCAACCGUGGAUCGCCCGUCUUCAACCAGCUCAGCGCUGUUUCCGAGAGUAUUGGUGUGCUUGCUUGGGUCACAAUGGAUUCAAAACCACACAAGCAUGUUGAAGAAUCUUUGGGUUCUGCACAAUACUGGGGAAACCGAGUAUUGAAAGAGUUCAAGGAGAGCGAUCCAAAGCAAGUUGAAUGGAUUCAGUCAUACUACCAGGUAUUCAAGGAUUUGGCAGAAUACAUCAAGCAAACUUUCCCCCAAGGUAUCCCAUGGAAUCCAAAGGGGCUUUCUGCGGAGGAGGCUAUCAAGGCCGUUGAGCAAAAUCAACCAGGACCUCCAGCUCCCCAUCCAAAAGCUGCGGCGGGAGCGCCCCCACCACCUCCUCCACCAGGACCUCCUCCGCCACCUAUAAAGUUCGAUAAUGCUCCUCCCCCACCACCAACCGCGGGAGGCGGUCUCGAUGCGGUAUUCAGCGAUCUGAACAAAGGAGAAGCCGUCACGAAGGGCCUCCGAAAAGUUAAUGCCGACCAAAUGACACAUAAGAACCCAGCGUUACGAGCUGGUGCUACAGUACCGCAAAGAAGUGACAGUGCAUCAAGCGUCUCGUCGAACCGUGGCAAGAGCCCUGCUCCUGGGAAGAAGCCCAAGCCUGAAAGCAUGCGGACGAAGAAGCCUCCUGUCAAGAGACUAGACGGAAACAAGUGGAUCAUUGAAAACUACGAUAACGAGUCUGCUCCAGUCAAGAUCGAUGCCACUAUGUCACAGUCUAUCCUAAUCAGUCGCUGCAAUAAGACCACCGUCAUGGUCAAGGGUAAAGCGAAUGCCAUUUCCAUCGACAACUCACCACGAUUGUCCUUAGUGAUUGAAUCUCUCGUUUCGUCCAUUGAUGUCAUCAAAUCCUCCAACUUUGCUCUGCAAGUUCUCGGCACACUACCGACGGUUAUCAUGGAUUCCGUCGAUGGUUGCCAGAUAUACCUCGGUAAAGAGAGUAUGCAGACCGAAGUCUUCACCAGCAAAUGCUCUGGUGUGAAUCUCAACAUCAUCUCAGGAGACAGUGAAGAAGAUGAGGACUACAAGGAGGUGCCUCUACCGGAACAGCUGCGCACUUUCAUCACCGAAGAUGGGAAGAUUGAGACUGAGAUUGUGGAGCAUGCUGGAUAA
This is a messenger RNA of Cadophora gregata, 1608 nucleotides long. RefSeq lists its product as uncharacterized. The transcript has 4 exons. Bases 1 to 1608 code for a protein of 535 amino acids. Lineage: Eukaryota; Fungi; Ascomycota; Leotiomycetes; Helotiales; Ploettnerulaceae. Gene Ontology annotation, biological process: cytoskeleton organization; regulation of adenylate cyclase activity. The record is from RefSeq and is a predicted model, not a curated record. Gene Ontology annotation, molecular function: adenylate cyclase binding; actin binding. Gene Ontology annotation, cellular component: cytoplasm.